GCGACAUCCUCUCCACGACCAAACAAUGGCGACCGUCGAAGCAACCCCCGCCGCUCCGGCCGAGCAGCAGGACCAGCCAUCUUCAACCUCCGACUUUGACAUCGUGUCGACCUACCGCGGCCUCCUCGAAUCAGACCCCCACCUAACCAAGCCCGUCGCCGCCAUCGAGUCCCUCAUCGCGCUGCUAAACGCCCACCCCUCGACGACAGUCUUUGAGACUCUCGAGAUGGUCAAGGUCCACUCUGACCGUCUCAAGGACUCUGUCGCCAACCCGGUACCCCUAUCCGCCGGAACGGACCUCUUCUUGCAGUACCUCGUCUCGUCUCUACGCCAGCAGGACGGCAGCUUCGAUGCGGUGCGACAGCAUUUGCUCCGCAAUGGCCGCCUCUUUGCGGCGAGGGCCAACGCCGCUCGUGAAGGUAUUGCCGACGCAGGCUUUAGGCUCGUCCGCGAGGGGCAGUGCAUUCUCACACACGGUGCCUCACGAUCAGUCGUGGGAAUCUUGGAGCGUGCGGUGCAGGAGCUCGGAGCUGCCAAGUUCAAGGUCAUCUAUGUUCGUGAAGAGACGCGCGUGGAGGAGAGUGACCGCGUCGUCCGUGAGCUCCGUGAAAAAGGUAUCCCGGUUGCUGAGAUUGCAGAGGCCUCGGUCGCCUACGUCAUGGGUCUGCUGCGACAGGUCAACAUGGUGAUUGUCGGCGCCGAGGCCGUCACCUCCAACGGCGGCAUCAUUUCUCGUAUGGGAACUCUGCAAAUCUCCAAGUUGGCUGCUCAGGCUAGCGUGCCCUUUUAUGUCGCUGUCGAAACGCACAAGUUUGCCCGCAAGUUUGUCAUGGACCAACGAGACAUUGGCUUCAAGCAGGACGUGCUCGACUUUUCCAUCAGCACCAAGAGCAAGCAGCCCGUUGAUGCUGUCGACUUUACACCCCCUGAUCUCAUCUCCAAGCUCAUCACAGAGAACGGGAUUAAGCUUCCUGGCUACGUGUUUGAGCAGCUCCUCGAUAUCUACGGUAGCUUGAACAGCUGAGCAGCGCGGCUGAGGCAGACAAAACAACGCCGCGCCCACCUAGGCCGAGACAAGUGCUCGUCUUUGGGAGACGGGCCCUGUUAAAGACCCAGGGGGGUCGUGUCCAGCUCGCCGAGCCCUCAUGAUCACUCAUGGUGUAUCUCUAUUGACCGCAAAGAUUCAGCAUCCAGGCAAUGAAAUGGCGUUCAGGAUUAGUAUAAGAUUUGCUAGGGACUCUGGACAAAAGUUGGACCUAUUAAUGUGCUAUGUUUACGAGAAGGGGUACCAAGGAUGGAAAAGGUACACCACAUCAAUCUUUUGGUAGAGGAGUUCAAAAGCCACACUCUGAGGGGCCGAUACUGGAACAUAGAUGAUAAGAAUACAUUUGCUAUCUCAAGUGAGUG
This is a messenger RNA of Fusarium vanettenii 77-13-4, 1407 nucleotides long. RefSeq lists its product as uncharacterized. Lineage: Eukaryota; Fungi; Ascomycota; Sordariomycetes; Hypocreales; Nectriaceae. Gene Ontology annotation, biological process: translational initiation. Gene Ontology annotation, molecular function: translation initiation factor activity; guanyl-nucleotide exchange factor activity. Gene Ontology annotation, cellular component: eukaryotic translation initiation factor 2B complex. The transcript has 4 exons. The record is from RefSeq and is a predicted model, not a curated record. Bases 26 to 1024 code for a protein of 332 amino acids.